UUGUUAAUGAAAAUGACAUGUUUUCUAGUAGUUAUCAAUCCAAAUCCAAAUCAAAAUCAUCAUUAUGAAAAUUAGGAAUAUAUAUACAUCAAGUUCAUCUAUUUUGUUCAUUUUUCCAUUUUUCUAUUCAUCUUCUAAAGAUUUACAAAUUCCCUAGACUAAUAAUGGAUUUCUUCAAAACCAAAGGUGCGGUUUACAAGCCUGUGAAAGAUGUGAACUUAGGCCCUGAUAGCACUGAAUUCUAUCUCCAAGCCAAUGUUAAAGCUCCGCGCAUGGCUGGAAUUUUGAUCAAGAUUUUCACUUGGUUUUUGGAGAGUAUAUUUGGAAAUUUUCUGUUGUAUAUAUUGAAGAGAAAUAAUCUUUUUCAUAAGCAUAUUACAAAUGCAGAUUUAGAAGAAUCACCACUUUAUGUUCCCUUACAUCAAUUUGAAGCAGACCAGAAAGAACAAGAAGUCAAAUGCUUGGAUUCUGCUUUGACUUCACCAGAAAAAGUUCAUCUUGCAAUAGAUUGUUUACCUACAACUUUAGAAAAACCAAUUAAUGGAACAAAGUCUUCGUUUAAUCGGUGGACUGUAAUGGACUAUUUCAGAGCCUACACCUCACAAGAUAUAACACCAAACAUUGUUGCAGAAAGAUUUAUAGCUUCUGUUAAUGAAUCUUCGAAACCUCCACUUCAAAUGGGAUUCUUCAUCAACUACAAUGUUGAAGAUAUACUGAGACAAGCCAAUGAAUCGACUCUUCGAUAUCAGAAAGGGGAACCUAUCUCUGUGCUUGAUGGAGUUCUUGUUGCCAUCAAAGAUGAAAUAGACUGUUUACCAUAUCCUACUACAGGAGGUACAAAGUGGCUGCACAAACAAAGGCCUUGUACGGAAGACGCUUGCUGUGUUAAGCGUUUAAGAUUAUGCGGCGCCAUACUUGUUGGAAAGACUAAUAUGCAUGAACUUGGCGCGGGAACUAGCGGUAUAAAUCCACAUUACGGGGCUUCUAGAAAUCCAUAUGAUGUCAAUAGGAUUGCAGGAGGUUCUUCUAGUGGAUCUGCUUCGGUGGUGUCCGCAGGGUUGUGUCCUGUUGCUCUUGGUGUCGAUGGGGGAGGUUCUGUAAGGAUGCCAGCAGCACUUUGUGGUGUAGUUGGUCUAAAACCGACUUUUGGUCGUAUACCUCAUGACGGAGUUCUUCCUCUAAACUGGACAGUAGGAAUGGUUGGAAUACUAGCGGGCACGGUUGAGGACUCAUUGAUCGCUUAUGCAGCAAUCAGCGGUGAAAUUCCGUCUCAUCUGCCCUCUAGUUUGCCUGCCAAGAUAAAUCUUCCACUGCUGCCUUUAACAAAGUCCUUAUCAGACAUCAAGUUGGCAAAGUAUGGCAAGUGGUUUGAUGAUUGUAGUGAUGAUGUCAGAUUAUGCUGUUCACAUGCUCUAAGCAAGCUCCACGGUCGUUUUGGUUGGAAGAUUGAAGAUGUAACUUUACCAGAAAUUGAAGAAAUGCGCCUAGCACAUUAUGUAACAAUUGCAUCAGAAUGUCACACUUCACUUGAUUCCUUUCGAGAUAAAAAUUUAGCCGAAUUCGGAUGGGAUGCAAGAGUAGCAGUUAAGAUCUAUGGUGCUUUCAGCAGCAUGGAGUAUAUUAAAGCUCAGAAGAUGAGGAACCGUCAAUUGCAGUUUCACAACAAAAUAUUCUCCGAAGCAGAUGUCAUUGUGUCGCCAACAACCGGUGUGACUGCAUACCAAAUUCAAAAUGAUGCACUCAAGACUGGUGAACUCGACUAUGUCAACGGAGCUGCACUCAUUCGGUAUUCCAUAGCAGGAAACUUCCUUGGACUUCCUGCAGUCACUGUUCCGGUUGGAUAUGAUAAAUUGGGUUUACCAAUUGGUCUUCAGUUUAUAGGAAAGCCUUGGGCUGAAGCAACACUGAUUCACUUGGCAUUUGCAAUGCAGACUAUAUGCUUGUCAGAAUACAGAAAGCCAGCUAUAUUUUAUGAUCUGCUGAGAAAAAACUAAAUAAAUUCAUUGUGGGCACAACAAGCAUUGACCUGUCUAUUCAAACAAAGCCAGAGGAAGAGUUAUGUUGUCUUUGUUUAAUUUGAAGGUAGUGGUUACUAUGAAAUUUUCAAUGUUUCAUCAAUUGGAGAAAUUUUAUGUCCCACCACCUAUUCAAUUUCAGUACCAAGCAUUGCAUUUGUAUUGGACAAUUUGUUUUAAGAAAUAAAUAAACAAAGAAGUGGUUUGGUUGGAUUUGAAUGAAA
This is a messenger RNA of Vicia villosa (hairy vetch), 2239 nucleotides long. Its product is annotated as fatty acid amide hydrolase-like. The record is from RefSeq and is a predicted model, not a curated record. The transcript has 18 exons. Bases 165 to 1994 code for a protein of 609 amino acids. Gene Ontology annotation, molecular function: catalytic activity. Lineage: Eukaryota; Viridiplantae; Streptophyta; Magnoliopsida; Fabales; Fabaceae.